AUGCCGCAGGAUAUGCCGCCGGCCGGCGGCUACGGCCCCGUCCAGUACAAGCGCAACCUGCCCGCCCGCGGCUUCCGCCCUGCCAUGUAUCUCGUUGGAACCGCCGCGCUAAUGACAUAUGGAUUUUGGAGGGUCGGCCAGGGUAUCAGGGAGCACAAUGAACUGGCACGCGAGAAGAUGUGGGCGCGCAUAUACCUCAUCCCCGCCCUGCAGGCCGAGGAAGACCGCGAUCAAGUGCGACGAUAUUUGGCAGAUAAGGCCAGGGAGAAGGAGCUUUUGGGCACAGAGACCAAGGUCUACCACAGCGACAGAUUCGUACGGCCGACCUUUGCUGUGACACCUGAGAAUCAACUGAAAUAG
Messenger RNA from Didymosphaeria variabile, 360 nucleotides. RefSeq lists its product as uncharacterized. NCBI's taxonomy places the organism in Eukaryota, Fungi, Ascomycota, Dothideomycetes, Pleosporales, Didymosphaeriaceae. The record is from RefSeq and is a predicted model, not a curated record. Bases 1 to 360 code for a protein of 119 amino acids. The transcript is spliced from 3 exons.